Messenger RNA from Solanum dulcamara, 1260 nucleotides. RefSeq lists its product as uncharacterized. Lineage: Eukaryota; Viridiplantae; Streptophyta; Magnoliopsida; Solanales; Solanaceae. The transcript is spliced from 3 exons. Bases 1 to 1260 code for a protein of 419 amino acids. The record is from RefSeq and is a predicted model, not a curated record.
AUGGGUGGAAGAUAUAAGAGUGUGAAUGUGGUGGAUGCCAAGUUUGAUGCAAUGUACAAAGAAGAGGUUCAAUUUCUAGCAAAUCAACUGAGGGUUUCUCGUCUAACCAAUCCAAGGCCGGGCGAGAAUCAAGUGUCGACAAAGAAACUUGAGGCCCAAAUGGGCCAAAUUUCAGCACACUUGAACCCGAGGCCUAAGGGUGGUCUCCCUAGUGAUACAGUGGCUAAUAUAAAGAACGAUAAUGCACAAUGUAUAGCUAUAUUAACUCGGAGUAGAAAGGUUGUAAGAAAUGAGACACCCAAUGAUGAAGCAGCUAGCUCAAGCAAGGGGAAGGCCAUUGUUUUUGAAAGUGAUGAAUUAGACAAAGAGCUAAACAAUGAAAUAUCUGAUAAAGUGAAUGACACACUAAUGGUUGUUGAGUUCACUGGGGUUCAAAAUUCUAAUGUGGGAUUAACUCCACUGAUGGUUCCUACAAAGUCACUUCCCAUGAGUAGCACGGAUUUUGAGACUAUCAACAUGUCUCAUUAUUUUAGCGCUAUCAUGUCAAGUAAUGUUGUGGUAAAGAAGGAUGAUCCUGGGGCAUUUACUAUUCUGUGCACCAUUAGGUUGUAUCAAUUUGCUAAAGAACUUUGUGAUUUGGGUGCAAGUAUAAACUUGAUGCCAUAUGCCAUAUUCAAGCAACUUGGUUUGGGUGAGCCCAAUCAAACCACAAUGCGGCUCCUUAUGUCCGACCAUUCUAUUAAACAUUCCAUCGACAUCCUCUACGACAUUUUGGUGAAAGUUGAUAAGUUUAUCUUUUUGGCUGAUUUUGUAAUCCUUUAUUAUGAGAUCAACACUGAGGUCCAUAUUAUUCUUGGUAGGCCUUUCUUGGCUAUCAGUAGAGCCCUUGUUGAUGUGGAAAGCAGUGACUUGAAGUUUCAAGUCAAUGGUGAAGAAGUAACUUUUAAUGUUUGUAAGUAUAUGAAUCAACCAAAUGACCUUCAUUUGAUAUCGGUCAUUGAUGUAAUUGAUAAGGGUGUUGUGAGUGUGCAUGAGAUUUCUAGUAUCCGAGAAUCAUUGGCUGCAGUAUUGUUGAAUUUUGAUAAGGAAGAGAUUCCUGAUUAUGAUGAGGGUGUUGUUGUUCUCUCAGGUAUUGUGUCUUAUCCCAAGAAUUCUGUAAAGCUAGAUAUCGAUUUGAAGAAUAGAGACACUCCACCCACAAUAACUUCCAUUGAUGAGACACUAAAGCUCGAGUUAAAGGUACUCCCUUACCAUAUUUGA